Candida tropicalis MYA-3404 is the source of this 1335-nucleotide messenger RNA. RefSeq names its product cysteine protease. The transcript has a single exon. The coding region runs from base 1 to 1335 and encodes 444 amino acids. The record is from RefSeq and is a predicted model, not a curated record. Gene Ontology annotation, molecular function: protein-phosphatidylethanolamide deconjugating activity. NCBI's taxonomy places the organism in Eukaryota, Fungi, Ascomycota, Pichiomycetes, Serinales, Debaryomycetaceae.
AUGCAAGACGAAUCCACGGAUAAGAACGCAAAUAAAUCACCUCCACAAUCACAGGAUAGUGUUGAGGAAGUGGAUACCGUAUUGGGUCGAUUCAGUUUAUUUGUUAAAGACUUAUCACAAGGAUUUAGCAAUCCAAGUAGAGACGGAACGCCUUCAGAAGAACCGGCAACAUUAGUGGAUACCCCACAACCAGUUAUUGUAUUAGGACAAGAAUUUAAGAAUGAACAAGAGGCAAUAGUAUUUAUAGAAUCCAGACUUUGGCUAUCUUAUCGUUGUGGAUUUGAUCCAAUACCAAAAGCAGAAGAUGGACCUCAACCAAUACAAUUUUUCCCGUCUAUUAUCUUUAACAAGACCACUAUAUACUCCAAUUUUGCAAAUUUAAAAAGUUUAUUUGAUAAGGAGAAUUUUACCUCAGAUGCUGGAUGGGGAUGUAUGAUUAGAACGUCGCAAAAUUUAUUAGCCAAUACUUUAUUACAAUUAUUACCUCCCGAUUCAAAGCAAGAUGUUAUUGGUCUAUUUCAAGAUAAUCAAAGUUCGCCAUUUUCGAUUCAUAACUUUAUUAAAGUUGCAGGCGAACUGCCUUUGCAGGUUAAACCUGGUCAAUGGUUUGGUCCCAACGCCGCUUCAUUAUCAAUCAAAAGACUUACUGAUACGUUACAGGAUAAAGAGAUCAAAGGAGUGAAAUACCCCAAAGUGUUUAUCAGUGAGAAUAGUGACUUGUAUGAUGGUGAAAUUAACGAGAUUCUUAGUGAAGAAGGUAGAAGUGUUUUGGUUUUGUUUCCUAUUCGAUUGGGCAUUGAUAAAGUCAAUUCGUAUUACUACGAUAGUAUAUUCCAAGUAUUGAAAUCAAAAUUCAGUUGUGGUAUUUCUGGAGGUAAACCUUCAUCGAGCUUUUACUUUUUAGGAUACGACAAUUCAGAUCUUAUCUAUUUUGAUCCACAUUUACCUCAAUUGGUUGAAAAUCCUAUCAAUAUUGAAAGCUAUCACACUAGGAAUUAUAACAGAUUGAAUAUCAGUUUAUUGGAUCCCUCUAUGAUGAUAGGUAUAUUGCUUCGGUCUAUGGAUGAUUACCUAGAGUUUAAAACAAGUUGUAUCGGUAACAAUAAUAAGAUUGUUCAUUUCCAUCCUCAUGUAUCACCAUUGCAACAGCAGCAAGAUAAUUUGAUCAAUCAAUCAUGGGAAGAAGUACAAGACGAGGAUGAAGACUUUGUUAAUUUGAAUGUCAGCAAAGUUGAAGUUGCCGAAGAAGAAACUGAAGACGAAGAAGGUGUUAAGGUGGAUCUGCCGAAACAACUGGAUGAAUUUAUUGAUCUUGGUAAACAGGAACAAAGUUAA